CCAACCCCACCAUUCUAUUUUCUUCUAUAUAAAAAACUUCCAUUGUCUUCUUCAAAUCCUCAUAUUGAAAUCUCCAAUCUUCUUCUCUGUUUCUUAGAUAGAAUUUUCGCUUUCUUGGGUCUUCUGCAACCAUGGAAGGUUUGCUAAAACUUGUGUUAUCUCUCUCAAUUCUCAUGUCUAUGAUUCUCUCUUCAUCUGCUCAAACAUGUUCUAGCUAUUCCUUCUCUACCAACCAAGUCUUCAGUGCAUGCAAUGAUCUUCCAUAUUUGAAUUCAUUUCUCCAUUGGAACUAUAAUUCAUCAGCAAGCAAGCUUCAGAUUGCAUACAGGCAAACAGGAGUCAGUUCUUCAAGAUGGAUUGCUUGGGCUAUAAAUCCAACAUCAACUGGGAUGGUGGGCUCACAAGCUCUUGUGGCAUUCCAACAAUCUGAUGGAACAAUAAAAGCUUACACUUCUCCUAUAAGCAGCUACCAGACUUCAUUGCCAGAAGGGAAGCUUAGCUUUGAUGUAUCAGAUUUAUCUGCUACAUAUUCCAACAAUGAGAUGAUCAUAUUUGCUACCUUGGGAAUUUCAAGCAUUGGAACUACAACUGUGAACCAGGUUUGGCAAGAGGGUCCAGUUUCUAGUGACUCUCCUCAGGUUCAUUCCACUACUGGAGCUAACGUGCAAUCCAUGGGCACAGUUAAUCUUCUUUCUGGGACUGUUGCGGCAAGUGGAGGAAAUGACAGAACCAGGAAGAAGAAUAUUCAUGGAGUUCUAAAUUCUGUCAGCUGGGGCAUCAUGAUGCCUGCUGGAGCUUUAAUAGCAAGGUACCUGAAGGUAUUCAAAUCUGCAGAUCCAGCAUGGUUUUACCUGCAUGUUAGUUGCCAGUCCAUAGCCUAUAUUGUUGGUGUAGCUGGAUGGGGAACCGGUCUGAAACUCGGCAGCGAAUCUUCCGGUGUACAAUAUGAUGCUCAUAGAACAAUCGGAAUCAUCCUUUUCUGCCUUGGAACUCUUCAGGUGUUUGCUUUGCUUCUAAGGCCAAAACCAGAUCACAAGUACAGAUUCUACUGGAACAUCUACCACCAUACAGUUGGAUACACUGUUAUUAUCCUUAGCAUCAUCAACAUAUUCAAAGGAUUUGACAUCUUGAAUCCUUCAAAGAAGUGGAAGAACGCUUACAUUGGUGUGAUCGCAGCUUUGGCUUUCAAUGCUGUAUGGUUGGAAGGCUACACUUGGUAUCUAGUGGUGAAGAGGAGAAGAUCAGAGAGUGCUUCGAAGAUGCCUCAGGGCAUCAAUGGAUCAAAUGGGUUCAAUGGACAUGGCGCUAUGCAACACGGCCAGGGCGUGUAGAUGCCUUGUUUUUUAAACAUAGGUUGUGGUUUCUGGUUUGGAUGCCAUGGUUAUAUUUAUGAAUACACAUUUGGGAAACCUUUGGACCGAGGGAAGUUAGGAUUAGGAGUGAUUCUUCUUACAGGAUUGGUGUUGUUGAAAGAUGUCUGGACAGUAUUUCUAUUUACAUCUGAGAUGUCGUGUCUGUUCUUUAUAAUUUUCUUUUAUUAUUAUUUAUUUAUAUAUAUAUAUAUAUAUAUAUAUAUUUUUGUUGAUGACCCUUGUGAUUUUCAUCUCAAUUCUUCUUCUUCAUGUAUGUGGGGGUCCACGAGACGAGUACCCAAUUCAACUAUUCUCAAACCGCUUGAUCCCAGUUUGGUUAUUGGGUCUACAACACAACUGUCAAUAGUUUGUUUAAUCAAGAAUUCUGUCUAUAAUUGCAUAGCACUUCUAA
Messenger RNA from Manihot esculenta (cassava), 1764 nucleotides. RefSeq names its product cytochrome b561 and DOMON domain-containing protein At5g47530. Bases 132 to 1331 code for a protein of 399 amino acids. The transcript has 3 exons. The record is from RefSeq and is a predicted model, not a curated record. Lineage: Eukaryota; Viridiplantae; Streptophyta; Magnoliopsida; Malpighiales; Euphorbiaceae.